Molecule: messenger RNA, 2915 nt
Organism: Drosophila gunungcola (fruit fly)
Lineage: Eukaryota; Metazoa; Arthropoda; Insecta; Diptera; Drosophilidae
Gene: in
Product: protein inturned
Biological process (GO): nervous system development; vesicle-mediated transport; establishment of planar polarity
Cellular component (GO): cytoplasm; cilium
Molecular function (GO): protein binding
Source: RefSeq, a predicted model, not a curated record
UCGACAUCCAGAGCUCAACUGAGGCGGUGUCUCGCGGCGGAAGAAACUAGAGUUCAUAGGCGAUUUGUGUCCGUAGUUAGGUGAACCAUUUAUACGCAUCCGCGGUGCACAAUGCGCAAAUCGGCGGGCAGCCUGGCCUCCGAGGCCUUCUCCAGCUCCAACUCCUCGCUAAGCAACUCGUACAGCGACGGCAGCGACCUGGCCAACUGGGAGGAGUACGUGGCCGCCGACGGCAGUCUCUUCUACAUGGAGUAUGUGAGAAACGAGAAGUCUGCUGGAGCAGCGGAGCGGCGGGUGGAGUUCAUGCGCCGAUCGCUGCGCCUGGGAAAGAAGUCGUCGCGUCGCAGUGGCAAUCAGAGUGAGUCAGAUCAGAGUCAGAGUCACAACCAAAACCAGUCCCACGGCCAGAGCCAGUUGGAUUCGCAGACGGAGCCGCAAGAGUUCCGAUUCUCACAGUUCAAGACGGCUGCCCCCGAUCCCAAGAAACUGGAGCUGGUCAUAACGGCCGCCGAUCGCUUCCGCUUCGGACGACGCUCCACGGCGGUGGAGUCGAUCCUGGGCUUCCGGGUGCUGCCCUUUGCGGACCAGCCGGAAUGCCUGAUGGUCGAUGGCUUUGUGCACGAUCUGAGUGCCCUGCAGCAUGGCAUCAAGCGGGGGGAUUGGUUCAGGUCCCUCAAUGGCAUCGAGUUGUAUGCCAGCAAUGUGGACGAGUUGCUGCAGCAGUUCGUGGAGCCCACCCAGGUGUGUCUGGGCUUUCAGUCCUGCGGAUCGGCCAGUGCCGCCACCGCCACGGAUGCCGCCUACAAGGAGAACCAGCCGGAGGAGCAGGUCUGCAAGGUGGAGAGCUUUGCCAUGUUCACGGACAGGUUCGAGCAAAUGUUAAUGGUCGAGGGCCAUUCGGGGAGUUCUGGCCAAAGCCCGCCGGACAUAGCCCUGCCCUUUGCCAUGCUGCUCCUGCCACCGGAGUGCUACCAGCACGAGCAGCAACAGGACUCGCUGUACUACUACCCGGAAACGCCGGACAACUUCCUGUUCAAGGCCCGCGGCAGCUUCCUCACCCUGCACGCCGUGCUCAGUGAGCUGCACACCCAGCCGCUGAGCUCGCGACUGCUGGUGGAGCAGGUGCAGUACCAGGUCAACUACCGUCGGCUCAACGGCUUCCUGGUGCUGUUCGCCUACGCCGGAGCACUGUGCAGUGCGGCGGAGUGCAGUCUGCGGUCGGACGAGCUAAUAGGCUACAUACGCUUCUCGCUGCCUGGCCUGGUCCUGGAAUCCUUCAACGAGGUGCAGGGCGGACCGGAAGCGAACGGCGGAUCGGCGCUCAAGCUGUUCUUGCGGCACUUUUGUGACAUCCAGCGGACCCGCCUGCUGGCCAGGUGUCGAGGGGCCAUCCGGUUCGAGGAGCUGCUGGGUCAGUCGCGAAGCCUGCCGCUGCCCAAGGAGGCCCAGCUGCGCAUCUUCGAUGCCCUGAGCGAAAUGGAGGCCAUGGACUAUCGCAACUGGAACGACGAGCCACUGACCACCCACCGCGAGUUCUUCAUCUACGGCAGUGCCCUGUACUACGACGGCUUCCUGGUGGCCAGCCUGCUGCCGCCGGAGGUGAGGGUCAGUGUGGAGGGUUUCCUGCGCUGUCGGGGCAUCUUCGAGCUGCUGGGCGCUGCUCCGGGGAUCCGAGUGCGCGAGAUGUAUGUGUGGGAGGAGAUUGUCCUGCCCAGCGCCACCGGUCGCUACUUCCUCACCAUCUGCACACGCAAUCACCUCAGCCUGGCCGUCAUCCUGAAGAUCUUCGAUGCGCCGGACAUGGCGCCGGAUGCGGUGGUGGGUCCGUCGCUCUUCUACAUCGAGGAGAUCCAGGAGACGCUGGACCACCUGGUGCAGUGCGGCAUCGAGUCGCUGGCCAUGUUCUGGUCCGUGUCCAACAAGAGGCCCGAGGUGCUGGAGGCGACGGCGGCGGCGGAAGGCAGGGAUCAGGAGAAGGAACCCAACAGCCGGCUGGAGUCGUUCCUCAAGCAGAAGCUAACCGUGCUCAGUCCCUCGGUGGAGGAGGAGGCCCAACUCUGCUCGUCCCUGGGCGGAUCCUCCAUACACAGUUUGACUCCCAGCGAGGACGACUCGUCGCGCCGAAGACUGACGCCCAUCCAUGGCGCUGGCGAGGAUUCGGACAGCGGCUCCGACUGGGAGAACUUUGCCGUGCAGCAUCCACUGCACUACGGACUGAAUCUGGGGGGCGAGAACCACAAUCAGAGCCAGAUGACGGAGUCCAUGUGGAAGGAGAUCAACAACGUGGUGCCGGUGAAGAUCUCUGCCGGCUGGAAGAACUGCGUGCUGCACUACGUCUACAUCGACAUAGCCAAUGGGUCGCUGUUUGCUCCGUUCACCGACACUUCCGAGAGCUCCUCCCUCCUCUCGGAGAUCCGCCAGGCCUGCCACAUAAUCCACGCCGUGCUGGAGAAAUCAAAGCACUAUCGCCGCCAGCUCACGGAAUCCUCGAGGGCACCGACCAGCUCCAAUGGCCACAGCAGCCAUGCAGUGUCGCUGGUCAAGGAGCACGGCCUGACCCUGGAGGCCAGUGCCCAGCCUAAGUUGGAGGGUCAAGUCCCAUCCCCGAGGAGCAGUCGCUUCGUGGUGGUCGGUCGCCUGUUCCAGUCACCAGCCAAGGAAGUCUACGUGUGCCACCGCUCCGAUGUUCCCCAAAACAUUGUGGAAAUGGCCUUCCGAUUGUCCUUUUUCUCCAUGGGAUAAGGGUUUAAUUUCAAUUUGGUUGGAAUGCAAAAUAUUUAUUUAUUUUAGUUCCUUAAGAAAUACCAACGUAUUUAAAAUUGAACGACCCCUAUAAAAUAAAUCCUUAAUUAGACUGCAGCUUUAUUUAAUACAAUUCAAAGAAAGUAGCGGACAAAUUUUAAACUAGGCAUUCA